AUGGCAAUUCAGUUAAUAAAAUAUGUACGACUGACAUGUGUACUGCAGCCACCUUAAGUUUACUGUUUUAUUUUAAGAAAAGCGUCCAAAACAUAAAAGCUAUGUCAUGAUUUAAGAAGAGUCUCAGGCCAUAAAAUGCCGUGCAUUUGGAUAAAGGAAGCGUCGUCAUCGAAAGGAACUAAAUUUAAACUUGAUGAUGUGUCAUUCAAUUUGCAAGUUUCUGAUUUAAAAAGUCAACUGUCAAAGUUUAGCGGAAUUGACGAAAAACACUAUGGUAUAGUUUAUCGAGGCUUAUUACUGAAAGAUGAUCAAAGUUUAGAAUCAUAUGGUGUGAAGGAGGAUGCCACAGUCUAUGUUCUUUACAGAAAGCAAAAGAAGGAAGAUCGAGAAGAAGAGCUUGAUGUCGAUGUUGAAGGGCUGAAACCUGUUCUUCAAGCAGCCACUGCAAGUCCUGUUUUCAAAGAUAAGAUGGACGCAUUAUUGAAGAAUCCUGAAACCUUAACAAACAUCCUCACCCUGACACCAUCACUUGCUCAAGAUCCAGUUGCUUUAUCCAUUCUAAAAGACUCAGAAAUCUUUCAAAAUAUUAUCAAAAAUGGCGAUGUUUCAAAGUUAGCAAAAGAGCAUCCUUCCUUGAUUCAAGCUGCAUCACAUAUUGCUGCUGAAAUCACCAAAGAUGUUGAUACAUCAUCUCAAAGAAUCUCCAAUCCUGAAGAUAAUGAUAUGAUGGAUAUUGAACCUGAGAUGCUUGCGCAAGCUGAGUUCAUGGCUGCACAAGAGGAAACCUAUCAAAGUGAGAGAAACACAGGCACUGACAACAACCCUCAGCCAAUCACAUCCACAUUUUUAGCAUCAGCCUUACAGGUAGCCAGAGCAAAUCUUGUAUCAACAUCUACUCAGACUGCAUCAGUUCAGUCAACAUCAACAGCAGCUCCUCAAUUACCGCCAUUUGCUCCUCAAUUACCACCAUUUGCUCCUCAAUUACCACCAUCUGCUCCUCAACCACCACAAAUAUCAACUGAAUUUUUCAAUGAAGCCAUGGCCUCUGUCAUGACGAUGAAUGCUCAAAGAAAUCGUUUUGCGGCGGAAUUGCAACAACUUCGUGAUCUUGGCAUAGAAGAUGAAGCGUUGAGUUUACGAGCUUUGCAAGCAACAAACGGUGAUGUACAAGCUGCUUGCAACUUAAUAUUUGGAGGUGGACUUCAAUGAAUGCGAGUAAAUGUCUUUUCAAAGUAUUCCCUUGGAUUUCGUAGUGUUUUUGUCGUGUCGCGAUCAGUAUCAAAUAUACAUGUUGUCAAUAGGUUUUACGUAUUCGUAAAAGAAAAUGCCCAAUAAAGAAUCUUGCCUUUGUGAACAA
Messenger RNA from Xenia sp. Carnegie-2017, 1357 nucleotides. RefSeq names its product ubiquitin-like protein 7. The transcript has 9 exons. Gene Ontology annotation, cellular component: cytosol. The record is from RefSeq and is a predicted model, not a curated record. Bases 136 to 1209 code for a protein of 357 amino acids. Gene Ontology annotation, molecular function: polyubiquitin modification-dependent protein binding. Gene Ontology annotation, biological process: ubiquitin-dependent protein catabolic process. NCBI's taxonomy places the organism in Eukaryota, Metazoa, Cnidaria, Anthozoa, Malacalcyonacea, Xeniidae.